AUGAAAAUGACGGAAGCUUGGAUUCGAGCAGUCGUUGAAGCCAUCCACUCCACCCCUUCUCAGGCCGUAAUUUAUCUCUCCGGCGGCGCGUCUCAGAGUCUCGGGUUGUUGAUGUCCGUCCCCGGCGCUACCUCUACAGUUCUUGAAGCUCUGGUGCCAUACUCGAGAGUCUCCAUGGUUGAUUUGCUCGGAAAGAUUCCUGCAAGUUACUGUAGCCAGCAAACAGCCGAGGAGAUGGCUUUGUUGGCUUACAACCGGGCUCUUAAGCUCUCUUCCCCUGGUGCUCCUGUUGUUGGUGUGGGCUUCACUGGAUCUCUAGCAAGUUCACGUCCAAAACUUGGGGAUCACAGGGAGUACGAACUCGAGAGCAGGAAGAUACAGUUUCAAUUCACAGAAGAUGAAGAGCUACAGCAAGUUAUAGACGGUCAAAUAUGCUUCAAGAUAUACCCAUUCUCAGCUCCGCCAAAUGCUGAGAGGAAGAUCAUACUUCCUGGUUCUUUUAACCCUUUGCAUGAUGGUCACCUCAAGCUUCUGGAGGUCGCUACUAGCCUUUGUGGCAAUGGCUAUCCGUGCUUUGAAAUAUCAGCGAUAAAUGCAGACAAACCUCCCCUUACUGUUUCCCAAAUCAAAGAUCGGGUGAAGCAGUUUGAAAGAGUUGGCAAAACUGUAAUCAUUUCUAACCAGCCCUAUUUUUAUAAGAAGGCUGAGCUCUUCCCUGGCAGUGCUUUCGUCAUUGGUGCCGAUACAGCAGCAAGGUUGAUAAACCCCAAGUAUUACGAUGGAAGCUAUGAAAAGAUGCUUGAGAUCCUUGGAGCAUGCAAAGCAAGAGGAUGCACUUUUCUUGUGGGUGGUCGAAGCACCGAUGGUGUUUUCAAGGUUCUCGAGGACUUGGAGAUCCCGGAGGUGUUGAAGGACAUGUUUGUGCCGAUACCAGCUGAGAUGUUCCGCAUGGAUAUUUCGUCCACUGAAAUAAGGAAGAGUCGAGGGAUGAUGUGAAGAACUUGAUGCAGAUGGAACUCAACAUGUCUUCUGCAGUUUGCAGUAAUAAAAGUUUUUUGUCCAUGCCCUUCUGUUGUACAGGUAGUUUUCAAGUUUGGAUUUCGGGUCCUCUAGUAAAAGUGCACACAGUGAUGAGAUGAGUUCAGAUUUGUAAGCUAUGCAGCUUUCACCCUUGCUACUGAGAAUUCAAGCCCUCAAAUGAGUAUGGAGUUGUUUGAUUAAGGAAAUGGCUACUUGUUCCAGCUGAAGAAAAUGACAGCAUGUUGCAAAGUUCAGAAACUCAACCGAGUUCGGCGACAAAAAAGGGACAUAGCUUAAAUUGUAAAGAUAUGUGGCAUUGAAAUAGGUCUACCAACCAUUCAACUUGCAGCUGACGAUGUAUUUGUACUUGAGCAUGGUCAUUGCUUCAAAGUUUUAGUUUUGCAACGGUCGACCUAUGUUAUAGUUCUGCAUGUGUUCGCAAUUUAAGCAACUUGCUAUCUAGAACGUCUUUUUGUUCUUGAGUUGGAUGAGCAUAUAAAAUGUAUAUGUAUGAUUUAACCUAGGCUACCGUACAUCUACUAAAUCCAGCGUGAAAUUAUGGA
Molecule: messenger RNA, 1583 nt
Organism: Linum tenue
Lineage: Eukaryota; Viridiplantae; Streptophyta; Magnoliopsida; Malpighiales; Linaceae
Source: the annotation of a GenBank genome assembly